UUUUGGUUUCAGGUAGACUGGACGCCUGAACUGCAUAACAAAUUUGUUCAUGCAGUGGAACAACUAGGUAUUGAUCAAGCCAUACCUUCUCGAAUUCUGGAGCUAAUGAAAGUGGAGGGGUUGACAAGGCAUAAUGUGGCUAGCCAUCUUCAGAAAUAUAGAAUGCACAAGAGACAUAUCUUGCCUAAGGAAGAAGAUCGAAGAUGGCCAAAUCAAAGAGAUAUAAUGCAAAGGAGCUAUUAUGUGCCAAGGCCCAUUAUGGCCUAUCCUCAAUAUCAUUCUAACCACACCUUAUCUCCAGCUCCUAUGUAUCCUAUGUGGGGUCAACCAGGAAGUCAACCGGCUGGUGUACAGAUGUGGGCCCACCUAACUAUCACGUAUGGCAGCCUUUUCCGGGGAUGCACGCAGAAGCAUGGGGUUGCCCUGUGUUGCCACCUUCUCAAAAUCCUUGUUUUUACCACACUCAACAUACGCCUGGAUUGCACAGUGCUAAUAACGUUGAUUAUAACUCUAGCAUGCCUCCAAGUUCGUUGGAGCAUCAUCCGGCGGAUGAAGUUGUUGACAAGGUUGUGAAGGAGGCAAUAAGCAAGCCAUGGCUGCCCUUGCCCUUGGGUCUCAAACCUCCUUCCACAGAUAGCGUAUUGGCUGAACUUUCUCGGCAAGGCAUAUCCACCAUCCCUCAUGGUUCCAAAUCUAUAUAGCCACUGAGUCCCAUCGAGAGUGACUCCGAUGGCGACAAAAUUUAUGUUCUGGCUGGUACUAGAAUUGCUGUUUUACCCAAUAAGCAAUUCUGCAAUUUUUCUUUUUUCUUUUUUUCCCCUCGAAUUUGAGAUCCCAAUUAAAUGAACUGGUUAGGAGAUGGAAGUUGAGGACCAGCGUACCUUGUCUGGUCCCUCUCGAACAACCGACCACUCUGAGGUUUCCACCAAGCUGAUGAUGUGAAGCUACACUCGAACAACAACAACAACAAGAAGAAUGGACAUCGAUCCUAUCCUAUCCAUUGCUUUUUGUUUGCCGGAAUAAAAAAGCUCAUUUCAGUGGGAGACACCCGUCUGGCAACAUUGGGCGUCCCAGAAGUGGCCACGUGGUUGCUGAUACUUACACCAUGUUUGUGGCUGUAAAUAAACAGAGUUUUGAUGGGGAUGUGAGUUGUGAAAUGCACACAACUUUUGGGGCAUAAAAGUGCAAGUGGCUGCAAAUUCCAGAGUGAAAUGUGUAUGUGUGAGAGGGAUAGGGUGGGCCCAGUAGUAGUCGUAGUGGAGUAGGUAUCUAAUAAUGGAAACGGUGGCGCUUUUGUUUUCUUCUUCCCUUUUUUGAGGGUAUGGCAUGUAGAGAGAGUAACGUUGAUAUUUGCUGCUCUGGUGUUUGUUAAUAAAAAUGAGCGCAAUCCAGGCGGAAGCUGACAAUUCCAUUU
Messenger RNA from Neltuma alba, 1414 nucleotides. Its product is annotated as two-component response regulator-like APRR2. The record is from RefSeq and is a predicted model, not a curated record. NCBI's taxonomy places the organism in Eukaryota, Viridiplantae, Streptophyta, Magnoliopsida, Fabales, Fabaceae. The transcript is spliced from 5 exons. Gene Ontology annotation, biological process: positive regulation of DNA-templated transcription. The annotation marks the transcript as partial. Gene Ontology annotation, cellular component: nucleus. Gene Ontology annotation, molecular function: transcription cis-regulatory region binding; DNA-binding transcription factor activity.